Grus americana (Whooping crane) is the source of this 2436-nucleotide messenger RNA. It is a transcript of the gene ABI3, whose product is annotated as ABI family member 3. Gene Ontology annotation, cellular component: lamellipodium. NCBI's taxonomy places the organism in Eukaryota, Metazoa, Chordata, Aves, Gruiformes, Gruidae. Gene Ontology annotation, biological process: regulation of cell migration. Bases 621 to 1880 code for a protein of 419 amino acids. The transcript is spliced from 8 exons. Gene Ontology annotation, molecular function: SH3 domain binding. The record is from RefSeq and is a predicted model, not a curated record.
ACACUUGUCACAUCCCGCUGUGCCCUGAGCUGAGCGAGGUCCAGGGCGAUGCCAUGUGGGGCGCACGGGGUGUUUCCAGGGAGGAGGACCUGGCAGUCAAUGCGCUGCCCUUGGCUGCAUCUCUUGCCUGGCUGAUGAAGGCGAAGGGAAGGGAAUCGCCCUCCCUGGAGCCGCCAAGCCAGGCUCAGCCCCACGCACGCUGGGAGGGCAGCAGCGGCUCGUGGAGGGUGGAUGUGGGAGGCAGAGGUGGGGGGUCGGGAUCUUUUUCGGUCGCUAACCCUGCACCGCCGGUUCCUCCGUGACUCACAUCCUUCCCCGCAGCGGCCGCUCUCAUCCCCUGCCCCAGCGGGGCGACCACCAGCCUGGCCCCCCAACACGUCCCCCGUGGGGCUGGGGCCACGCCGGCUUCCUCCCCGCUGGCCCCCCACCUUUCCUCACUGCCCCCGGCUCUCCCAAAGCCCACGACGUGAAGGUGGCCGGGGCGGGCUCCACGCCUGCGGGGCGUCCCUCGAGGGGACGGGGACACCGCGGCGCCCGCGGGCCCUGCGUCAGCACCGCCGCGAGCUUCAAAACCCGGCGCCGAGGCGGCCGGGGAGGAAGUGGGAGCCCAGCCCGGCACCAUGUCGGAGCUGGAGCAGCUGCAGCAGCGCGACAUCCCAGCGGGCCGGCAGGUCCUGCGCGACAACCACUGCAACCUCCACAGGGUCGCCGACUACUGCGAGAGCAACUACCUGCAGGCGAGCGACAAGCGGAAGGCGCUGGAGGAGACGAUGGCGCUGAGCACACAGUCCCUGGCCAGCGUGACGUACCAGGUCAGCAGCCUGGCCACCGCCUUCCUCCGGCUGCUGGACCUGCAGGCGGCCGAGCUGCGGAAGGUGGAGGCUGACGUCGACUGCGUGGCCCAGAGGGUUGACAUGCACAAGGAGAAGGUGUCUCGCCGGGAGAUCGGCGUGUUGACCGUCAGCAAGAGGUUCCCGUCCCACCAGAAGAUCGUGUCCCCCCCCAGCCCGCCCUGCCUGGAGCCCUACUACAGGAAACCCCUCAACUUCAGCGUCCUGGAUGACAUCGGCCACGGCAUAAAGGACCACAGCACCCAGCUGUCCCGCACGGGCACCCUGGCUCGGAAGGGGACCAAGUCGACGGCGCAGGCUGCAGGCACCCUGGGGAGAAGCACCCGUGUCCCCGAGCCCAUCCAGCCACCCGUGGUUCCCGAGGGCAAGCUCUCCGCGGCCUCCUCCACCUCCUCGCUGAUACCCAGCAGCUCCACCGGAGCCCCGGCAGCCCCCGGCGAAGGCAUCCCCGCACCGCCACCGCCACCACCCUCCCUGCCGGGGCCAUCCCCACCGCCUGCAGCUGCCGUCCCGCCGCCCCCGCCACUGCCGGGGGACCUGGCUGUACCCCCACCAGGGGACCUGGCUGUACCCCCACCCCCACCAGGGGACCUGGCUGUACCCCCACCCCCACCGGGGGACCUGGCUGUACCCCCACCCCCACCAGGGGACCUGGCUGUACCCCCACCCCCGCCGGGGGACCUGGCUGUACCCCCACCCCCGCCGGGGGACCUGGCCGUGCCCCCGCUGGACCUCAUGCCUCCAGUCCCUGAUGACUUUGAGCCGCCGCCGCCACCGCCAGCUUUGCCCGACUUUGAGGAUAUGGCCCCGCCGCCACCGCCCGCCGCAGAGGACCCCCCCUGGGCCCCGCAGGGCUACCUGGAGAAAGUGGUGGCCCUUUACCCCUACACGCAGCAGAAGGACAACGAGCUCUCCUUCCAGCCCGGCGCCCUCCUCUUCGUCACGCGGCGGUACUCGGACGGCUGGUGUGAGGGCGUCAUGGGCGAGGAAGCCGGUUUCUUCCCCGGCAAUUACGUGGAGCCCUUCUGAGCACGGAGGGAGGGCAGCCCCCUGCAUCCCCCACCCCGGAUCACCCACCUGGCUCGGCCGCAUCCUGCUCCUGCUCAGACAGGGCUGCGCUUCGCCUUUGAAUUUUGGCUUUGCACAGCUGGGGUUUUGCACAGCGCAGCCCUUGCGUGGGCAGACAGACUGGGUGCCGCUACCGGCACCGCUGCACCCUGGCAGCACCCAGAGCACCCUCCUGCCCAGCCCCUCUCCCGUCUGCCUUUUCUUUAUGUUUUUAACGACAGCAGCGCUGGCUGCUGCUGGUGCUGGGCAGGUUUAGCACCGGGACACUGCAGCUCUCCCAGCCGAUGGAAACGCGGCGGGCGACACGUUGGGCCGAUCCUGGCGAUGCUCCCGGCCCCGCGGGAGGAGCGAGGGCAGCGCAGGACCGAAGCGCAGGUACAGGAGAUGGGGCUGAACGCCUGCAGGGACGAGGCGACGAGCAGCACCCGGCCCCGGCCGCCCCAGGGAACUGGCCUGCUGUCCCCAGCAGUGUCAGAGGCAGAGGGGGAUGAACCAGGGCCCAAUCCUGCACCAAAGG